GUGGCAGAGCUGGAGCGGUGUUCGUCAGACUGUGAGACAUCUGUGGUGAAAGGUGGCAGAGCUGGAGCGGUGGCAGAGACAUCUGGGAGCUGGAGCGGUGUUCGUCAGACCGUGGCAGAGCUGGAUCGGUGUUCGUCAGACUGUGAGACAUCUGUGGUGAAAGGUGGCAGAGCUGGAUCGUGUUCGCGGUGUGUGGUGAAGGUGGCAGAGCUGGAGCGGUGUUCGUCAGACUGUACGGACCCAGCCACAGACCUGCGUGGUACAGGUUUCCUGGGGCUGAUGCAUGCCUUGUACCUGGUAAUGGACCCUGAGACGCUGCCUUUAGCCAGAGACAUCUUCAAACUGUCCCAGCACCCCACACAGAACUUUCCUUUCUGUGUGAUGUCCAUCAAUAUGACCUGUAUCGCCCUGCAUGCACUCAGAGAAGAGGCCCUCUCCAAGGAGUGUAACCGUCGACAGCAGGUAGUGGGGGUGUUGAAUGAGUUCUACGUUGCCACGUUCCUGCACCUCUACCAGCUGUGGAAGAGCCAGCAGAAGACCAUCUCUGACUCCGGCUUCGUCCUGAAAGAAGUUGAGCUGUUUGCCAAAAAGAACCCCAAGCAGAUGCUGCGUCGACUGGACGUCUUCUUGAGGGAGAGGAGGUACCCGGACCCCACGGCCCAGCGACCCUCACCCUGCCUGGGGGGGAGAGGGGCCAGGUCUGAGGGAACCAGGGGCAAGGAGAUGCACUUCACUGGAGUGUGUGAGCUACCACUAAACAUGGAGGGAGAGGCCAGGCUCAUCUGACACACAGAGAGUCUGUGUGUACGGCUAGACUAGUCUGAGCUAGAAAGAGAGUGUGUUUGUGUCAGUUGUGUGUGUAGGGACCCCACCAAGCUUUGACCCACUCCCUGCGGUCCUUUUCCAUUGAUGCUGUAAAACUGCUGUCAGAACAGUUUGUAUGGAGCCACUGACUCCUCUCCCAACAGAAGUACUUGUCGGUGUGGCAUGGGACUGAUGGAUGAAUAGAAGAUGUCAUUAAAUAGAGAGAGAGAAUGAAAGGUUAGCGUUUCCAAGGACUGGUGUGGGUGCAGGCUUUGCUCCAGACAAGCAGUAGCACACCUGAUUCUACUAAUCAUCCAAUCAUAGUUGGUUUAUUGAGGCCAAAUCAGAAGCUGCCAAACCCCAGGGCUUCUAUCUGUCUGCAGCCCUAGUAGAGUUUUGGAAGGGUGUAGGGUCAUUGACUGUCUUCUACUGUCAGCAGAACUGUGUGUGCAUGCACUUGGUAUGGAGAUUAAGGUGUGUGUUGGCUAUAGGGAGUUGGAACAGUGAGGCCUGUGUUUCUGUAUGUUGUCAGGUCGAUAUGUGUGUGUCUGGGUUCGGAUGGUUCAUGUUCCAGUGCAGGUUAAAUAGGCUUGUGUGUGUGUGUGUGUGUCUGGUCUCGGAUGGUUCCUGUCUGUCCCAGUGCAGGCUAAAUAGGCUGAUGUGUGUGUGUCUGGGCUCGGAUGGUUCCCGUCCCAGUGCAGGUUAAAUAGGCUGAUGUGUGUGUGUCUGGGCUCGGAUGGUUCCCGUCCCAGUGCAGGUUAAAUAGGCUGAUGUGUGUGUGUCUGGUCUCGGAUGGUUUCUGUCUCAGUCCCAGUGCAGGUUAAAUGGGCUGAUGUGUGUGUGUCUGGUCUCGGAUGGUUCCUGUCUGUCCCAGUGCAGAUUAAAUAGGCUGAUGUGUGCGUGUCUGGGCUCGGAUGGUUCCCGUCCCAGUGCAGGUUAAAUAGGCCCAGAGCCCCUAGUUGUUUGGGGGAUAUAUUUUUUAAUAAUUGAAAAACUAUUUUAGUCCUUUCUUAAGGGAUAGAUGCCAUAACAAUACAUGAAAUGAUACUGUAUAUGAAAAUGAUAUAUUAUAUUAUGGAUAUAGCACUUGAUGAUAGUGGCAGAAUGAGAGGGACUUCUUCUGCUAAGAAACUCAGGAAGACUGUUCAAAUGAUUCCCUGUUCCCUGUAUAGAGUUCUACUGUUGACCAUCUUCCCUGUAGUGAAUGAGAACAUUGAAAGGUGUGUCUCUAUGAAGGUGCAAAGUAAGCAAUCCCAACUCUGUCCAAGAUCACAAUAAUAAUGGUGUGUGUGUGUGUGUGUGAUGGUACAGCAUGACAGGGGAGCGUACCUCUGCAGUCACAAUCAGUAGCAUGUUGAGGUAGCACCGGUACUGGAGCUUCCUUGUUGUUUUACCUUCCUUGUAACGCUUGUUUCUCUUGGUCAUGUGGUCUGAUUUACAGUCUUUAGCGUUGGUGCUGUUACUGCAGUACAUUCACAACAUCCCCUCUACAACAGACAUGUAGUUAGUAGAGCUACUCAGUGGAUCCAUGUUUUGUGAGGUACUUGUAGAUCUUCAGUAGCCGGUUCUUAAAUAUGAUCUUUGUCUUCUGGGAUGAUAGCAGAACAAGCAGGAGGGUCCUCUCUCUAAGAGCAGAUCAUCAGGUUGGAUGUAUCACUGGGUCAGGGGUUAAAGUGUACAAAUCUAGAAACAUGAUAUAAACAGCUAUCGGUGUGGACAUGAUCAGCUACAAUAUGUAGCCUAUCUUGUCUUAUUGGGUUAUUUACAAGCACAUCACUAUCCACAUAUACCCCCCAUUUUCAAAAAAGGAAUACGUGCUGUUUUUUUUUGCCAAAUGUAAGUGUUUUUGUUAAUCAGCUAAAUGUGUACUCUUCUAGAAUGCUGGAGGUGUGUACAGUGUGAGUGUUGCUAGGUGACUAUUAGGCGUUGUCUGUGUUGUAUUUUUAACCAAACUCGAAAGAACAGGGCCUCUAUCUCUGCAGCUAUAAUCUCACCAUAGCCCUUGUUAAUCUGAAACAUUUACUAAAGUAAUGUAAUUUAACUGAACCUGUAUUUCAGAUUGGGAAGAUACACCAAGUUAUUUUAUUUUAGCAGAAGUGCUUGUUCCAGUUUUGUGUGUGAAUCAUGAAGUACAAAAUGUGAUUGUUACUGUGUGAUUGUUAGUAGGGUAUUCUAUUGAAAUCAGUCAGAUUUAUUUAGAAAUAAAGUAAUUUUUAUAUCAGCAGAUGUCACAAAGUGCUAUACAGAAACCCAUCCUAAAACCCCAAACGGCAAGUAAUGCAGAUGUAGAAGCACAGUGGCUAGGAAAAACUCCCUAGAAAGGCAGGAACCUAGGAAGAAACCUAAAGUGGAACCAGGCUCUGAGGGGUGGCCAGUCCUCUCCUGGCUGUGCUGGGUAGAGAGGAACCAGGCUCUGAGGGGUGGCCAGUCCUCUCCUGGCUGUGCUGGGUAGAGUGGAACCAGGCUCUGAGGGGUGGCCAGUCCUCUUCUGGCUGUGCUGGGUAGAGAGGAACCAGGCUCUGAGGGGUGGCCAGUCCUCUCCUGGCUGUGCUGGGUAGAGUGGAACCAGGCUCUGAGGGGUGGCCAGUCCUCUUCUGGCUGUGCUGGGUAGAGAGGAACCAGGCUCUGAGGGGUGGCCAGUCCUCUCUUGGCUGUGCUGGGUAGAGAGGAACCAGGCUCUGAGGGGUGGCCAGUCCUCUCUUGGCUGUGCUGGGUAGAGAGGAACCAGGCUCUGAGGGGUGGCCAGUCCUCUCCUGGCUGUGCUGGGUAGAGAGGAACCAGGC
Molecule: messenger RNA, 3587 nt
Organism: Oncorhynchus masou masou (cherry salmon)
Lineage: Eukaryota; Metazoa; Chordata; Actinopteri; Salmoniformes; Salmonidae
Product: ELMO domain-containing protein 3-like
Exons: 6
Source: RefSeq, a predicted model, not a curated record